GAUCAUGCUGCCGCGCCUGGCUCAUGCGCUUUGUCUCCAGCCCUGGGGCUGGCGGAGAAUUGCCGGAGAAUGAGUGGUGCCGCGAGCGUCGGGCGCACCCAGCAGGUGCCGGCACUCCGGUUGAGCCAGCACCGGCCGCGCCCGGUGGCACAGAGGUCGCGACACCGGCAGGCACCCAGCUGCGGCCACCUCUUGGGUGUGGCGGGUCAAGGGGCCAGGGUCUCCGGCCCGAGAAGCUGCGGAGCCACGUGCAACACGCGCGUUAGCCUCAGCCCGGGCGGGGACCGGGCGCAUCCGGGGCUGCGGGGAGGAGCCGGGCGCCGCCCCCGGGCGGCAGUGCCAGCCGCGUGGGAGGGCACGGACCGGCGAAGGGGCAGACGGCUGAGGCGGUCAGGCAGGGAAAGCGGAACCGAGUGAUCGGCCGAGGCUGGCUGGCUACGGGUGGGAUUGGCAGAGCUACGGGGACAGGUGGGAGCAGUGAGACAGCCUGAGAGAGGGAGAGCGGAAUGCAAAGAGAGCGGGAGCGUUAAGUAGGCAGAGCGAGAGCGAGAGAGCGAGCAAGAGCACUCGCGUGCUCCCUCCCUCCAGACGUCCUCCUCUGACCGAGGGAAGCGGCCAGGGGCACAGAGUGGGAGAGAGACUGGGCACAGACGGCCGGAAGAAGGACGGAGGGACCCUGCCUUGCUGGUGGGACGGAGGGACGCGGAGGGACGGACAGACCAGCCCACAGACCGGCCGACCGCGAGAGUGGCAGCUUGGAGAGCAGAGCGCAGGAAAACGAAAAUCCCGCGCUGAGCUGCUGGACUGACCGACAGACCGUCAGACUGACAGACUUGCAGACCGACUGAAAAGCAGACAGGAGGCGGGGGCACGUUCCUUCCCUGCGGCCAGCCGGGCAGAGAAGGCGGCAGUGGCGCCCUCUGAGCGUGUCCGGAGCAGCUACCAGCAGCAGGGGCAGCGGGACGACAGCAGCAACCAGCGCCGUCGCCGCAGCCGCAGCGGUGGCUGCCACAGCUGUGCGGGGAUCCCAGCCUACACUGCAGAAAGCUCCUUUUACUAGCAGUUAAAUAAAUCGACCAAAAAAAAAAAAAAAAAAAAAAAAACCAACCCAAAAACCCAACAACAAAAAAGCCAAGCGCCAAACCAAACAAAUCAAGCCAAAUCAAUCAUUGAGAAACAAUAAUUAAAAAAAUCAAAAACUAAAUCAAACCAGUCAAGGCACCAAGACGCAGGGGGGAUAUCCACUGUUCGAUCAAGGUUGACGAUGAUGUGUCACACUGUGUAAGGGAAUCGUAUGGAGAUGGGCAUUCCGAACUGUUAAUGGGGACAUGGGACUCCAGUUGUCUCUGAUCACUGGUGUGGAUUUUCCUGCUGUAGAACGACAGAAGCCGCUAGUAAGUCGCCAAGACCUAUAGCAGGAAUUCUGCGUGAAAGGGCAUAAAACCUUGUCGUUUUAAUUUGUACCUGGGAGAAUGUCUGAGCAAGGAGACCUGAAUCAGGCGAUAGUGGAGGAAGGAGGGACUGAGCAGGAGACGGCCACCCCAGAGAAUGGCAUCGUGAAAUCGGAAAGUCUGGAUGAAGAGGAGAAGCUGGAACUGCAGAGGCGGCUGGAGGCUCAGAACCAAGAGAGAAGAAAAUCCAAGUCAGGAGCAGGAAAAGGUAAACUGACGCGCAGUCUUGCUGUCUGUGAGGAAUCUUCAGCCAGACCAGGAGGUGAAAGUCUUCAGGACCAGGAAUCAAUUCAUUUACAGCUUUCCAGUUUUUCCAGCCUGCAAGAGGAGGAUAAAUCUAGGAAAGAUGACUCUGAAAGAGAAAAGGAAAAGGAUAAAAACAAAGAUAAAACCUCUGAAAAACCCAAGAUCAGAAUGUUAUCAAAAGAUUGCAGCCAAGAGUACACGGAUUCUACAGGCAUAGACUUACAUGAGUUUCUGAUUAACACAUUAAAGAAUAAUUCCAGGGACAGGAUGAUACUCUUGAAAAUGGAGCAGGAAAUUAUUGAUUUCAUUGGUGACAACAAUAAUCAUUACAAAAAGUUCCCUCAGAUGUCAUCAUAUCAGAGGAUGCUUGUCCAUAGGGUGGCAGCUUACUUUGGAUUGGAUCACAAUGUGGAUCAAACAGGAAAAUCUGUUAUCAUCAACAAGACCAGCAGCACCAGAAUACCAGAGCAAAGGUUUUGUGAACAUUUAAAAGAUGAAAAAGGUGAAGAAUCCCAGAAGCGGUUUAUCUUGAAGCGAGAUAACUCUAGUAUUGAUAAAGAAGACAAUCAGCAAAACAGAAUGCAUCCAUUUAGAGAUGACAGACGAAGUAAAUCAAUUGAAGAGAGAGAAGAGGAAUAUCAGAGAGUGAGGGAGAGAAUAUUUGCACACGAUUCAGUUUGCUCCCAGGAAAGCCUUUUUGUGGAAAACAGUAGGCUCUUGGAAGACAGUAACAUAUGCAAUGAGACCUAUAAGAAAAGACAGCUCUUUCGGGGCAACAGAGAUGGCUCAGGGAGAACAUCUGGAAGUCGACAGAGCAGCUCAGAGAAUGAACUCAAGUGGUCUGAUCACCAAAGGGCCUGGAGCAGCACAGACUCUGACAGUUCCAACCGCAAUCUGAAGCCCGCCAUGACCAAGACGGCAAGUUUUGGGGGCAUCACGGUGCUGACUAGAGGUGACAGCACAUCCAGUACCAGAAGUACCGGGAAGCUGUCCAAAGCAGGUUCUGAGUCUUCUAGCAGCACAGGCUCCUCAGGAUCACUGUCCCGCACCCACCCACCUCUCCAGAGCACACCCCUGGUCUCGGGCAUGGCAGCUGGUUCUCCAAGCUGUGUGCCCUAUCCUGAGAAUGGAAUGGGGGGCCAGGUCACUCCCGGCAGCACCAGCUACAUCCUCCUUCCACUUGAAGCUGCAACAGGCAUCCCGCCCGGAAGCAUCCUUCUUAAUCCACAUACAGGCCAGCCCUUUGUGAAUCCCGACGGAACUCCUGCAAUAUACAACCCACCCAGCAGUCAGCAGCCCCUGCGGAGCGCGAUGGUGGGGCAGUCCCAGCAGCCGCCGCAGCAGCAGCCCUCCCCUCAGCCUCAGCAGCAAGUCCAGCCUCCACAGCCACAAAUGGCAGGCCCACUGGUCACUCAGUCUGUCCAGGGGCUACAGGCUUCCUCCCAGUCAGUGCAAUACCCGGCAGUCUCUUUUCCUCCCCAGCAUCUCCUGCCUGUGUCUCCAACCCAGCACUUCUCUAUGAGAGACGACGUGGCAACACAGUUUGGCCAGAUGAACCUGAGCCGGCAGUCCUCGGGAGAGACUCCUGAGCCCCCGUCGGGUCCUGUCUACCCAUCCUCCCUCAUGCCACAGCCAACCCAGCAGCCAAGUUAUGUCAUCGCCUCUGCGGGCCAGCAGCUUCCUGCUGCGGGGUUCUCCGGCUCUGGCCCUCCCAUCUCCCAGCAAGUCCUCCAGCCUCCUCCCUCGCCACAGGGAUUUGUGCAACAGCCUCCACCUGCACAGAUGCCUGUGUAUUAUUACCCAUCUGGUCAGUACCCUACCUCAACCACGCAACAGUACCGGCCCAUGGCCUCAGUUCAGUACAAUGCCCAGAGGAGUCAGCAGAUGCCGCAGGCAGCCCAGCAAGCAGGUUACCAGCCAGUCCUGUCUGGUCAACAGGGGUUCCAAGGCCUAAUGGGAGUGCAGCAGCCUCCUCAGAGUCAGAGCGUGAUGAGCAACCAACAAGGAACUCCGGUGCAAAGCGUGAUGGUUUCCUACCCAACAAUGUCUUCUUAUCAGGUGCCAAUGACCCAGGGUUCUCAAGGACUGCCCCAGCAGUCAUAUCAACAGCCAAUCAUGCUACCUAACCAGGCAGGUCAAGGGUCACUUCCAACCAAUGGAAUGCCUGUUUACUGUAAUGUCACACCGCCAACCCCUCAGAACAACCUUAGGCUGAUUGGCCCACACUGCCCCUCCAGCACCGUCCCUGUGAUGUCGGCUAGCUGCAGGACAAACUGUGCAAGUAUGAGCAACGCUGGUUGGCAGGUCAAAUUCUGAGAGCUCCGGCUGUGGUGCAUUUCUUCAGAUAUUACUCAUGGCCUUUAAGGGAAGAAGAAGAACAUGGGAAAACUGGCUGAGGACUUAAGUAUUCACUCAACACUCAAAUGAUUGCUGCUGGUAUUCUGUAAAAAAUAAACAAAGACUAAUACACAUGUUAGCUGGUUAAUGGUGCAUAUUUCUGUCAUGUCUGCUAGGUAUGCAUUUAUAGCUUAGCUAGUGACAUGAAUUCAUCAAGGUAAGAUUUUCUCCUACCACUGAAUACCACUGUGUAGAUUAUAAUAUCCCUAAUUUGAAUUAGUUUUGUACUUUGUGUUGAGUUUGUGAUGCUAAAAGUAUUUAAAAAUUAUAUACUGAAAUCACAUUGUACCAAAGCUGUAAUGGAAAAGAAAAGAACUGAUGAAUGGAAGGAAUAAUUUAUAUACACUAUAGAGUUUUCUUUUUUAAUGGAUAUAUACUGUAUUGUAGUGUUUAACCAAAAUAAAACUAUCUGACCUUAUAAAGGAAGGUCAUGUUUUUACCA
Molecule: messenger RNA, 4536 nt
Organism: Propithecus coquereli (Coquerel's sifaka)
Lineage: Eukaryota; Metazoa; Chordata; Mammalia; Primates; Indriidae
Gene: ARPP21
Product: cAMP-regulated phosphoprotein, 21kDa
Exons: 22
Coding region: 1473-4013 (846 amino acids)
Cellular component (GO): cytoplasm
Molecular function (GO): nucleic acid binding
Source: RefSeq, a predicted model, not a curated record